Glarea lozoyensis ATCC 20868 is the source of this 573-nucleotide messenger RNA. Its product is annotated as BolA-like protein. The record is from RefSeq and is a predicted model, not a curated record. Bases 1 to 573 code for a protein of 190 amino acids. The transcript has 2 exons. NCBI's taxonomy places the organism in Eukaryota, Fungi, Ascomycota, Leotiomycetes, Helotiales, Helotiaceae.
AUGACACCACCAGCUCUCCGCCACUGCCUCCGCACAUCCCCAUCACGCAUCCUACGCUGUCAAGCAACUGCGCAGCCGAAAUGUCUGGCGGCCAGUAUAUGUCCUGCGAGACGGGGUUUGACGUCUAUAUCGCCGUUGCCGAGCUCGAAUAGGAUACAUAGUUCGAAGGGGCAGCAGGGGAUUAAGGCGACGGGAAUAGAUAGGGAGAGGGGAACAAUAAGGGAUGGGGCAAUGGGGAAGGAGAGGGUAUUUGGAAGAGGAUAUAGUACGAAAGAAGGUACAAUCGGCUCAGGAGAAGAAGGGGUCGGUGGUUCGAAGAUGGAAGAGGCGCCUGGGCAUUUGAAUGCGAAGGAGAAGGAGAUUUGGGGGUUGUUGAUGAGGGAGUUGGGGGCUAGUGAGUUGAAGGUCGCAGAUGUAUCGGGUGGUUGCGGGAGUAUGUACUCCAUUGAUAUUACUAGUGAGAAGUUUAGGGGCUUGAGUAUGCUUAAGCAGCAAAGGCUCGUGAAUCAGGUGCUGGGAGAGGAGAUUAAGGGGUGGCAUGGGGUGCAGUUGAGGACGAAGGCUCCUGCGUAG